AUGUCUUACGCCGACGCUGCUGCCAAGGGCCCCAAGCAGUCGCCCGAAGAGGUAAGCGCGCCUCGCGCGCCCGAACUGGGCGGCAUCUACAAGGACGAGUCGGAGAGCACGGCCUCGUUGAUCGAUGUCGACUCCCCGCACGUCACUGCGGUCGAUGCCGACUUUCUCAAUCGGGAUGUCAAGACCGCCACUCAGGCGGAGCGCCUAGAGCGCGAGGCCGCCGAGCAGGAGAAGAAGCGCGCGGAGGAGGACUCCCGUAAGAAGGUCAAGGCUCGCAAGGCCAAGAGCAGCCUGGGCCCCAACUCGGACAACCCGGUCUACAUCGGCAACGCGGUUCUGUACACCCUCGUGGGCGCCGGUCUGGGCUUCGGUGCCUAUCACAAGCACGCGCAGGGCAAGCUCUCUUGGGAGACGAUCGGACUGUGGUCUGGGGCCGUGGGUGCCUUCGGUGUGGUGGACUAUUUCGUCAGCAAGUGGUUCCUGCAGAACAAGUAUCCUCCCACAUAA
This is a messenger RNA of Penicillium cinerascens, 507 nucleotides long. RefSeq lists its product as uncharacterized. The record is from RefSeq and is a predicted model, not a curated record. Gene Ontology annotation, molecular function: nascent polypeptide-associated complex binding. Bases 1 to 507 code for a protein of 168 amino acids. NCBI's taxonomy places the organism in Eukaryota, Fungi, Ascomycota, Eurotiomycetes, Eurotiales, Aspergillaceae. The transcript is spliced from 3 exons. Gene Ontology annotation, cellular component: mitochondrial outer membrane.